This is a messenger RNA of Microbotryum saponariae, 4752 nucleotides long. The record is from the annotation of a GenBank genome assembly. NCBI's taxonomy places the organism in Eukaryota, Fungi, Basidiomycota, Microbotryomycetes, Microbotryales, Microbotryaceae.
AUGGACACGUCGUCAACCCUCGCGACGAGCGCCAACCCGACAAUUCCCGCCGAACAGCUUGCCGCACUUACAUCGCUGCUGUCGGGACUCACCGCUGCCGCUUCCGGCACUACCGCACCCGCCACGACAUCCGGCUCCAAUCGCAAUGCCUUCCCGAAGCAUGCGCGGUUGGACGGGCCGAAGACGUUCGCGAACUGGACACGCCAGCUUCGCCUGUGCCUAGCGGACGACAUCCGCUCCUACGUCCUCGACGGAAUCACCCCCGACGAUUGGACGCCUUCGCAACGCUCCGCCCGCGACGUCGUGGCACGCGAGAUCCUUGCAAACUCAAUCGACUCGGCCGAAGUCUCGGCAGUCCUCGACAAGAUCCCUACGGCCGACCUCACAGCGCCCAAGAUUUACUCGACGCUGAAAUCGCGAUACGCCCCUGAUGACGCCACUCGCACGCUCGAGCUCUUCUCGCGACUCUGGGGCUUCCGACCCAUGCCCGGAACGGUUGGCGAAUUUGACAGUUGGAUCAUGGACUUCAAGUCGGUCGCGCAAGAGAUCAUCGAUACGAAAACGACGAUCAACGACGUCCUUGCCACACUCCUCCUCGCGAUCGCCCACCCGUCACUCGAGAGCUUCAAGGCAACGUUCACCGACGAACAACGCACGCAACGAACUCUCCCUGACAUCGAUUCAGUGGCCGACCGUAUGCGAGUUCAACUCCGGUCAACGAACCUCUCCAACGAUCAAUCGGCCCUCCUUGCCUCGUCGUCGCCACGUUCUACCCGUACCAAGUGCCUCGCCUGUCGCAGCCCUUCUCACCGCGUCGCACAAUGCCCUACAAGGGCCCAGCAUCCACCGCCAGGCCCGUGUCGCUCCUGCAAGAAGAAGGACCACUGGUCUUUCGACUGCAAAAAGGCUCUUGAGGACGGGAAAACGCCCGACACCUCUGAUGCGCAACACCAUGUCGGAUGUCUCGCCACCGGUCUUCUCGCACAUCGUCGUCAGCUUCGCAACAACUCCUUCGUCGUCGACUCGGGUGCCACUUCGCACAUGGUCUCGGACAAGUCGCUGUUCACGGCCUAUCGCCACAUCGCUCCUACGAAGAUUGGUGGUAUUGCAGGGGGCAUCAACGCCGUCGGAACGGGAAACAUCGCCUUUGUUGCCGCCUCCGGUCACCCGAUCACGCUUACCGGCGUGCUGCACACCCCGGGCCUGUCUGUCAACCUCCUCUCGGUCUCUCGACUUUGCGACACCGACGAUGUCCGUGUCGCCUUCACGAAGCACGGCAUCCAUAUCGACAAGAACGGCAAUGCUAUCGCUGAAGGCGCAAGACUCGAGGAAGGGCUCUACUUGCUGGACGCUGAUCAUUCCAAAUGUCAGCAUCUCGCUCUCCUCUCUCGCUCACAGUCUUCCGUGCCCCUGCUGACCCUUCACCGCUGCCUCGGCCAUCUCGCACCGUCGUCCAUACAGAAGAUGGUUGCCGCUGGUUUGCUGGAAGGUCUCGGGGCCGGAUAUAGUGACGAAGAGGUAGAGAAGUUUGUCUGCAAUGCUUGCCUCAGUGCAAAGGGCCAUCGUCUUCCUUUUCCCGAUUCGGACUCGCACUCCUCAGAGAGACUCGGCCUCGUACACAGCGAUGUGCUUUCCUUUCCCGAGUCGUCCUUGACUGGCAAGCGUUACCUGGUCACGUUUCUUGACGACUUCUCGCGCAAACUGUGGGCAUACGCGAUCGGACACAAAAGCGAAGUCUUUGGCGUGUUCAAGACAUGGCUUGCCGAGGUCGAACUCGAGACGGAUGCAAAACUGAAGGUCCUCCGAACCGACAAUGGUGGCGAAUACUGUUCGAGAGCGUUCACGGAAUUCUGUAAGGCACGCGGCACACGUCGACAAUACUCUAUCCCUCGAACGCCUCAACAGAACGGUCGUGCCGAACGAGUCAAUCGUUCUAUCGUCGAAGGUGUCCUUGCCCUCCUUGCAGACGCCCACUUACCCAAAUCAUUCUGGGAGGAGGCAGCAGCUUAUUUCGUCUACUGCAAGAACCUGUGCGAACACUCGGCCCUGGACAAGGCAACACCGAACUUCGCCUGGCAGGGCGACCGCACCAACGCCUCGGCGCUUCACCCGUUCGGCUGCACGGCUUGGCUCACAGUCGCGCCUGAACUUCGCUCGAAACUCGACCCGAAAGCGGUUCGCGUUCUCUUCACCGGCUAUGACCUGGCUUCUAAAGCCUUCCGUUUCUACGACACGACGACCAAGAAGAUCAGUUUGGGCAGAAAUGCCAGGUUCCUCGACAACGAAUUUCCCGGGUUACGUAGCGACUCCACCGAGCAAGACGCCGACACGCACUUCGCCAGCGCUUGCCCGACCACCGAAUCCCAAGCCGUUGUCAAGACAUGGACCCCACUAGUAAGGUCGGCGCACAUGGACGUCUCAUCCUCUCUUGAUGACUCUGCCAUGAGCGCCGUUGACGUGGCCCCAGGGUACACUGGCGGAACCUUACUUAAUUCCACAGAUGCCGAAUCGUCCUCGUCACCGUCUCCUGAGCCGUCCUCGUCACCGUCGCCCGCAACUCCCUUGUCACCGUCGCCUGCGCUGUCACCGUCGUUGGCUGCGUCAUCGUCACCCUCGGCCUUACCGACCGACUCUGACUACUCCGCCGACCCUCUGGACCUCAUCGGCUCACAGACCCCGACUCGCCUCGGCCCACCGGACGUGCACCGCCCAGACUUCAGCACGUACCGUGAGCCCGCAUCGGCUGAGGAGUCGCCCGACGAACUCGACAUCAUUGGGCGCCACUCGCGCGAUGAAUCGCCGGACGAAAUCGAUUUCCUCACCCAACACCACCGCGCCUUCAUCGCCACCGACGACGACAACUCUGACACAGAAGCCAUUCAACCAGUCAAGUCCAUCACCAGCGACCCACAGACAUGGCGCGAGGCAAUGUCGAGUGACAAGCGCGAAGUGUGGGCCAAGGCCGCUACCGACGAGUUCAAUUCCAUGCGCGACGACUUCAAGGUCUUCACCAUCGAGGACCGAUCCACGGUACCAGCGGGUGCGACCAUCGUCACAUCCAAGUUCGUCUGGAAAACGAAACGGAAUGCACUCGGCGAAGUCACCGGCCACAAGGCACGGCUCGUGGCGCAGGGAAAUCGGCAACGCGACGGCAUCGACUUCAACGAAACCUUCGCACCAGUCGCACGCUUCUCCUCGAUACGCUCACUCCUCGCGCUGGCGGCCGCCAACGGCUUGCACGUGCACCAGGCGGACAUCGACAAAGCCUAUCUGCAUGGCGACCUUGACCAUGACAUCUGGAUGACGACACCGCGCGGCUUCGACCUUCCCACCGACAAGGUGCUUCGUCUGCGACGCUCCAUCUACGGACUCAAACAGGCUGGCCGAAUCUGGAAUCGACACAUCGACGCAUCGCUUCGAGAUCUCGGCUAUACGGCGACGGGCACCGACCACUGCGUGUACUCUCGGAUCGACGAUCGGCGACGCCCACACUACAUCGCGCUGUACGUCGACGACCUCCUGAUGAUCAGCCCCGACUUGGCCGAAAUUGAACGUGUCAUCUCGGGCCUCGAACAACGCUACGGCGUCAAGCGCCUCGGCCCGGCAGAGUACAUCCUCGGCAUCCAGAUCAGGCGACUCGAAGACGGUUCUAUUGCCCUGUCCCAGGAACGGUACAUCAUGGACGUGCUUGCUCGGUUCCACUUCGACACCACGACUCGCGGCACUACAGUCCCGAUGACCCCCGGCCUUUCGCUCACCGCCAUCCCGGGUCAAGGCACCGAACGGAUCAGGUCAUGGUAUCUGCAGGCUAUCGGCUCGCUCCUCUACAUUUCGCUCGGCACCCGCCCCGACAUCGCCUUCGCCGUGUCCUACCUGGCCCGCUUCGCCAACAACCCUGGACGUCGUCACUGGAUCGCGGUCAAGCACAUCCUCCGCUAUCUCCGGGCCACAUAUCGCGACGAACUGGUUUAUGCUUGCGGCGAGACACGCAUCACGGGCGUGGUUGGCUACUCCGACGCGAACUGGGGGGCCUGCGUCGAUACGUCGGUGUCCACUAUGGGCUACGUCUUCUACAUUGCCGGAUCCGCCGUGUCUUGGUCGUCCAAGCGUCAAUCUCGAGUUGCCGAUUCUACCACCGACGCUGAAUACCUCGCCCUCUCGCAUGCUGGCAAGGAAGGGAUCUACCUCAGUCAGCUGCUCGAGGAGCUCCAUGUCCAACCUGUUGCACCGGCUCACAUUUUUACUGACAAUGAAGCCGCUGCCGCAGUUGCCCACGACCCUGUCCGCGUCUCCGGCACUCGACACAUACGCUUGCGCGAGCACUUUGUUCGGGACAUGGUGAAUCGGGGCGAUAUCUCACUCUCGCAUGUGGGAACCAGCAACAUGGUGGCCGACAUCUUCACAAAGGCUCUUGGCCCAAAGAUUUUCUCGACACACUGCUACGCACUAGGCCUUCGCACUCGACACCCACGGCUUGGAUCUGCCUCGCAUUCGCGUGGGGGGGGUGUGAAGAGUCCACUCUCAGCUCGACAGGGGCGCCUCGGUCGUUGCGCGCGCCUGCUAGCCUGGCCCCUGUGGUGGGGACUUAGGCGCGCGCGAGUGCCUCAGCGCGCCGGCGCCGGCGGUUUUCGGGCGCGCGCCGCUAGCCCGCCCUUGCAGUGGGGACUUAGCCGCGCGCGACUGCCUCAGCGCUCCAGCGAUUUCGCCCGCGCCUGGGCAUAUCCCAGCGCGGGCCACCUUUCCAUUUCUUAG